AUGGAACCAACCAUGAUAAACCAUCCUCGAACAAUAAAUCUCACAUACUCGAAACGAAAAGGGAAAGUUGCGAGGUUUAUGUUCGGUGUGUCGAUUCGUUGUGGACCAGAAAAAAUGAAGUAUGUACAGAAACUCGAUGCCCAAUUGGCAUCGAGGGUGAAAACAAUGCGGAUAUUACAGUGGGGUUCAAAGCUUGCCCUAAUCAAAGAACAAUCGAAGAUCUGCAAACAUUCUUUGGAAAAUUGUUCAGAAUCAGUACUUUGGGAGGCACUACGUGGUCAAAGAGCCAUGUCUCAAGUAUCAGAACGUGUUGAACAAGAUGAAGUAUUUCACGACAAUACACUUAUGGUAGUUGAUACAUUUGCAAGUGAAUCUGAUCGUUGUCAUCUUGCAUCUUCCAUUGGUUGUAAGCUUCCUAGCAAUAGUGAUGAUCCAAAAGAACUUCCACUGGGGAAUUCUUUGGAAGAGGCGAGAUUGAACGAUGGGAAAGAUGAAUUAACAUGA
This is a messenger RNA of Ambispora gerdemannii, 504 nucleotides long. The record is from the annotation of a GenBank genome assembly. Lineage: Eukaryota; Fungi; Glomeromycota; Glomeromycetes; Archaeosporales; Ambisporaceae.